Molecule: messenger RNA, 1005 nt
Organism: Sparassis crispa
Lineage: Eukaryota; Fungi; Basidiomycota; Agaricomycetes; Polyporales; Sparassidaceae
Exons: 7
Coding region: 1-1005 (334 amino acids)
Biological process (GO): pseudouridine synthesis
Molecular function (GO): RNA binding; pseudouridine synthase activity
Source: RefSeq, a predicted model, not a curated record
AUGCUCAGACUACCUUCUUCGUUGGCCCCGAAGUUCAGUGCUCCAAAGAGAAGUGUAUCCAACUCAGUUAAAAAUGCUCUCUAUAUCGACCGUGGAUUGUUGGUAUUGAACAAACCGUCGGGUUUGGUGUGCCAGUUUAACAGAAAUGAACAAGGCGAAGGCAUUGGUGACGACUUUCAGGCUGUUGUCCACGAUCUGAGGGAACAGUUCGAUCUGAAGGAUGACCUGUAUCCUGUCCACAGGCUUGAUAAGAGAACGACGGGUGCACUAGCCCUUGCGCUCAGUCCAGCACAUGCCCAGUCGCUGGCGCAACAGUUUGAGUCACGGUCGGUGGAAAAAUCGUAUCUCGCGCUCGUGCGUGGCGGGAUCCGGUCUUUCUCUGAACCCAAGGGCACAAUUAGAAGCGGGCUUACAUUUGUAGACGGCCGCUUGUGGUUGGACGCUGGCCGUCCAUCGGACAAGAAGGCAAAGAUUGUACGACGAGUUGCGGAGACUGACUGGGAGGUCCUGGCUUCAUCUCCCACCGUUCCGUUGACAUUGGUGAGGUUGCGGCCGGACACGGGUUUGAAGCACCAGCUGCGAAUUCACAUGGCGCAAAACUUGAAUACACCUAUUCUCGGAGACCUUUUGUAUUCACGUUCGAAGCUCUCAUCAAAAAUCACAGAUAAGGUCGACGUAUACCCAGACUUCAUGUUCUUGCACUCCUCCCAGCUUUCCAUCUCCCGCUAUCGCCGGACCGGCGCCCACAAACAUGUGCGCGUGACGAUUGGCGCGCCACUUCCAGGAUACUUCACUCGCCUGUGUGCGAAGGUGAAGAUCCUGCUGCCAGCUGAACUUGCGACUGGCGGGUUAUGGAUUGACGGUGAGCGGAUGAGACCACAGACAAUACAUGUCGUUCAGCAGCCCGAGGAGGGAACGUUGGCCGAAAUACCUCGUCAGUCUGCAGACGAUGUCGCACAUAAGCUUGAGGGGAUUGGCGGACGGUGGGUUGGAGAGAGAUUGUGA